AUGGCAAAUGAAUCACCAAAGCAUCAUCAGCUAGAAGCAAAGAGAAAGCGCCUAACUUGGAUUCUUGGGGUCAGUGGCCUUUGCGUUUUGUUUUAUGUUUUGGGAGCUUGGCAGCAUACCUCGCCACCCACAAAUCUAUCGAAGUCCAUCACAAAAGUAGCUUGUGAUACUUCAAACUCUGCCGCGGUUAGUUCUGAUCCAUCAUCGUCAUCAUCAGUUCUCUUGGAUUUUGAUACCCACCACCAGAUUCAGAUCAACAAUACUGCUUCAGUUAAUGAGUUUCCACCAUGCGACAUGUCCUAUAGUGAGUACACUCCUUGCCAAGAUCCUCAAAGGGGAAGGAAAUUUGAUAGGAACAUGCUGAAAUAUAGAGAGAGGCAUUGCCCAACAAAGGAUGAACUACUCCUUUGCUUGAUUCCUGCUCCGCCUAAAUAUAAGACCCCUCUUAAAUGGCCUCAAAGCCGCGAUUAUGCCUGGUAUGAUAACAUUCCCCAUAAAGAACUUAGCAUUGAAAAGGCUGUGCAGAAUUGGAUUCAAGUAGAGGGUGACCGAUUCAGAUUCCCCGGUGGAGGCACCAUGUUCCCGCGUGGAGCUGAUGCUUAUAUCGAUGACAUUAAUGAGCUCAUUUCUCUUACUGAUGGGAGAAUCAGAACUGCAAUUGACACAGGCUGUGGUGUUGCGAGUUGGGGUGCAUACCUGUUGAAGAGGGACAUUAUAGCAAUGUCUUUUGCACCAAGGGAUACACAUGAAGCACAGGUCUGGUUUGCAUUGGAGAGGGGAGUUCCUGCUAUGAUUGGCGUCAUGGCUUCACAAAGGCUUCCUUACCCAGCAAGGGCUUUUGACAUGGCUCAUUGUUCCCGUUGCUUGAUACCGUGGCAUAAAAAUGAUGGUAUGUAUCUGAUUGAAGUGGAUAGAGUUUUGAGGCCUGGUGGCUAUUGGAUUCUAUCUGGUCCUCCUAUUCGCUGGAAGAAAUACUGGAGAGGUUGGGAAAGAACCCAAGAAGACUUGAAGCAAGAGCAGGAUGCUAUUGAGGAUGUAGCCAAGCGCCUGUGCUGGAAGAAAGUUGUUGAAAAGGGUGAUCUUUCAGUCUGGCAAAAGCCCCUCAACCACAUCGAGUGCAUUGCAAGCAGGAAGACCUAUAAAACACCACAUAUAUGCAAAUCAGACAAUCCAGACGCCGCGUGGUACAAAGACAUGGAACUUUGCAUAACUCCAUUGCCAGAAGUAAGCAGCUCUGAUGAAGUUGCAGGUGGUGCAGUGGAGAAAUGGCCAGCACGCGCAUUCGCAGUCCCUCCAAGAAUUCGCAGCGGUUCAAUACCUGGAAUCACUGCUGAGAAAUUCAAGGAGGACAAUGAUCUGUGGAAGGAUAGAGUGACACAUUAUAAACACCUCAUUAGUCCUCUCACCCAAGGCAGAUACAGAAACAUAAUGGACAUGAAUGCACAGCUUGGAGGAUUUGCUGCAGCCAUGGCAAAAUAUCCAUCUUGGGUUAUGAAUGUGGUACCUGCCAAUUCAAAUCCAGACACACUUGGUGUGAUCUAUGAACGAGGGUUUAUCGGGACAUAUCAGGAUUGGUGUGAGGCAGUCUCCACAUAUCCAAGAACGUAUGAUCUCCUCCAUGCUGGGGGCGUGUUCAGUAUAUAUCAGGACAGGUGUGACAUAACCCACAUUCUGCUGGAGAUGGAUAGAAUUCUAAGGCCAGAAGGGACAGUGAUAUUCAGGGAUACAGUAGAGGUUCUUGUGAAGAUUCAGACUAUAACAAAUGGCAUGAGAUGGAAGAGCCAAAUUAUGGACCAUGAAAGUGGACCCUUUAACCCAGAGAAAAUUCUUGUCGCUGUCAAAACUUACUGGACUGGUGAAACAAAGCAAAAGCAGUAG
This is a messenger RNA of Dovyalis caffra, 1878 nucleotides long. The record is from the annotation of a GenBank genome assembly. Lineage: Eukaryota; Viridiplantae; Streptophyta; Magnoliopsida; Malpighiales; Salicaceae.